AUGAUCAGGAACGUCUCUGUUGAGGGACCGUCUUUCACUGAAAAGGCGACAGACUUUUUGUUCGACCCGAACAUGUCGGACGUAGCUGCGUCGGCGAUCGGACCCGAAUUCGAGAUUUCCUACAGAAAUGGGCGCCUAUUUGCGGUCGUCAACGAAAGCGUCACUGAGGAAGAUCCGUUCGGAGCUUUCUCGCACGCUCACAACACCCACAUCGACAAAGCAGGGGAAAAAGAAUUGAGAUCAUCUCUCCCGGCUUUCGGCGUGUUGGCUGCAAUGGCUGCCACGGCGAUCCUUAUCCUGGUUCUUGCUGUGAUUAUCGGGAAAUUGAAAAGAAAGUACCCGUCGUCAAGCGACGAAGCCGAAGGAAGCGAUGGGCAGAAGACCGAACAGACCAAAGGCACGACCGUAUCCAACAUGAACUCAGCAACUACCGACACAAUCAAUAAUAAAAACCCUGAUGACGAAGCCAAAGUUACGAGCCAUUUCCCGACAGGAAUGCCGAGUUUCUUGGACAGAGUGAACAAGAAAUUCUUCCCCAGGCGCUCUGGGCAGCAGAAUUCAGUCAACAGCAUCAGCAGCAUUCCUCCAGAACACCUGAGGGAAAUCGUCGUCUUCUAAAUCGUCUUCCUCAAACCUGCACAUUUCCUCCCUUGUUGAUUUCCCUUUCGAGAGAGACUUCAUCUAAUCGUAGGAAAGAAUACCUGCCGAAAAUUUCGCGUUAUUUCUUUUUAUUUUUCUUUUACCGUUUUGCUAUCGUCUUCUUCCGAACUGGGAGUGCAAAUGUGAGCGCCGCGGGACCGAAAAAAGAAAAUGUUCGCUGCUCUGAUGGGUUUUGGACCCAGUCGUCGCGAUUUUGUUUCGUUUGAGUGUGAUAGUGUAAAUGCGAUUAAGCCAAUCCCUUGUUUUAUCCCUGACCCAUUCCAAAAAGUGCCCAGGUUUUGUGGAGUUUGCUGUGCAAAAAAGGAACGAAAAUCCCGUCCCUCCUGCAUCAUCUCCGAAGGGUUUAUUGGGGGUUGCUGGAAACGCCUUUUUGCGUGUUUUCAUAGCUUUUAAAAUUCCCCGAAGACCUGUUUAUUGGAGUAUUUACUUCAGUUUUCCCUGAAACAUUUUGGUGAUGGACAAAGUUCCUUUGUUGUGUUGCUUCAUUUGCGUCGGUUUUCACAUGACUGACCAGGAGACGAAAGAAUUGCUGUGCCAAUAUUCUUUCUUCCUCCUAGGAGCCUGUUGAACAUUGAAACUUUCCAUAAAAUCAACAGUUUGACCAGAAUAACUUGCUGGCCAUAGGGCCAGCGAAAGAACCUGGUACAAAGUUUAAUUUCGUUCGACGUAAAAGAGUGACACGUUGCAUUUCAUUCCUGAUAUUUUUUUAAAAAUUCAUUACUGAGUGUCUGAAAAGCCGUUUUUACCGAUCAGUGAGAAUGUGUGAUCCAUUUGAGCAACGCGCUGAUUUGGUCCAGGAAAACGCGGAGAACGAAGCGAAACGAAUUUCAUUUUGGUCCUAAGGAAGAGAAUAAUUUAUGAAAAUAUUCGAAAGGAUCUUUUCCUCGAAAAAAAAAAAAUCGUCGCAGACCACAUUUCCAAACAUCGCUGCUUUCCAUUAUGUGUCCUUUGUGUACGUAUUGUUCCAAUUCCUGCGAGGGAAACCGGGCACUGUUAUCCAUGAUAUUUGUAAGCUUGUUCCAGUGAAUUUGUUUGGUAGAAACCCAAGUUUUUCCCUGC
Messenger RNA from Notodromas monacha, 1719 nucleotides. Lineage: Eukaryota; Metazoa; Arthropoda; Ostracoda; Podocopida; Cyprididae. The record is from the annotation of a GenBank genome assembly.